AUGGCUUCCGCACCCCAGACACCUACCUCACUACACCAGGAUCCAGCAACCAAGCCUGUCACCGUCACAGCCACGACCACUGCGGCGCCAAAAGGCAGCAAGAAACCCACCGACGCCGCCCCCAUCGCCCACCAGGAAGCUCUCACCACCAGCACUCCCCGCGCCCCCGCUGCUGCUGCUGCCCGCAACAACCACGAGAGCCGCCUGCCCACCCGCCACGUCCUUCACCGCACUUUCGACUCCUCCUUCCCAGGCUGCAACUGGGUCGCCAUCCGCCACCGCCGCACGCACCUCGCCACCCGGCGCCAGCGCAAAACAUGGUCGCCCACCAACGCCGCCGCCUUCCCCGUCUUCGCCUACGACCCCGUCCGCCCGCGGCAGCAGCUCAGCAGCACGUUGCGCCGCCGUCUCAGCAGUCCGGCUAAUUGGCCGGCCAACGUCAUCCUCACGGCGCAGCUGGUCGGCGUGCUCGAGCACGUGAAAGCGGCGUGUGCGGAAAGGGGCGAUAAGAAGGGAAAGAGGUGGUGGGAUGCGCUUUGCGCAGCGAGGUGGCCGCUGAACUUCACGAGUACGGGGAAGGCGAGGGCGGUGCAGCCAGUGGCGCCGGUGGGGUGGCCGAGGGAGGGGGUGAGGGAGGGGGAUAAGGUUGUGGAUACGGAGGAAGGAGGUAGGAUGGCGGUGGUGGGUGGUGGUUGUGAUGGAGAGGGAGAGGGCAAGGGAUCAAGGGUGGAAGUGGUGGAGUCCGAGGCGGAGGGGUCGACGAUGCACUUGGGUGAUGCGCUGCGAGAGCGCGUGGACGAGAUUUCUGUGACGGCGGACGAGGGCGGUGGUGGUGGUGCGAGGGAGACGACGGGCACCUCCGGCAAACGCCCUGCUGCGGAGGACUGGCGCAUUGAUGAUACGGCCCACAAGCGGUUUCUCUCGGACAUGCAAGGCAGCAUUAUGCGGCUGAAGAGAUCGUAUGAUGAGGCGAAGACAGAAAGCGUCCAGAUACCGCCCCACGUCCGCGACAAGGAGUUGCGCAGGCUCGCAGAUCUGGAGGCAGAGAAGAGCAAGGACGCCGCUCAUAUCCAGGAGCUUGAGGCCGAAGUCGAAAAGGAAAAAGCGCGGAAUCAGAGCCAUGCGACCAAAUUGGAAGCAUUGAUGCAGGCAGUCCGAGGUCUGGAAGCGCAGAGCAGCGACGCCAGCGAGAAGCUCGACAACCUCAAUGUACUCUUUUACAGUGCAUUCAAGCACAUGAUUUAUCUGCGCUACCAGCUCAACGGAGCCAAUGCUCAAUUAGAAGGGGCUAACAAGACCGACGCGCAGAAGACGACAAUGUUGAAGGAUCAGCAAAUCGAAAUCGAGGAACUGGAGAAGCGCGGUAAAGACCUCCUGCUCCAGACUGAACAGUACCAGGAGAACAUCGAGUGCCUCAGCCGCAGCGGCGGCACCUCGAACACGAAGAUCACUGAACUGCAGACGUCACUGGAAGAAUGGCAGUCCCGAGCACAAGAGUUGCAGACUCAAAACGAAAACGAUCGGAAGAUCCUAGAGACUCUUGAACAAGAAGCAUCAACCCAACAGAGCAAGAUUGGCGUCCUCGAAGAGACGUUGAAAGAUCAUCAGUCACGAGCGCAGAUGGUGCAGUCCGAGAACGAAAGGGAGAGUGCCAAACUCCAGGAAUCUCAGACCCAGGUUAUGGAGCUGACGGCAAAACUUGAGGUGGCCGCGAAGAGAGAGAAGAGGCUGGAGGAGAGCCUUGGAUUCGUGGCUCACACGAUGCUUGACAUGAUCGGUGGUGGCCAAAAGGACGCCAACACAGUCGGAAAUGCUCCGGGCGGACCUGCAAAUGGUGCCGAUGUGAUUGCUGAACAGGACGGAUUGAAGACGCUUUUGGAGCAGCUCUUGGCCGGACAAAAUGGCGAAUAA
Molecule: messenger RNA, 1911 nt
Organism: Lasiodiplodia theobromae
Lineage: Eukaryota; Fungi; Ascomycota; Dothideomycetes; Botryosphaeriales; Botryosphaeriaceae
Product: Autophagy-like protein 11
Exons: 2
Coding region: 1-1911 (636 amino acids)
Source: RefSeq, a predicted model, not a curated record